UAUUUCACCAUAUCCCACCAACGCUCAAUACAACCCUAGACCACAUCCAUACAAAACACCACAAUCCCUCAACGCUCAAUACAUCCAUAGACCACACCCAUACAACACACCAGAAUCCUUCAACGCUCAAAACAUCCACAGACCACACCCAUACAACACACCAGAAUCCCUCAACGCUCAAUACAUCCCUAGACCACACUCAUACAACACACCACAAUCCCGUAUAGUGAGUUAUUCCAGCAGAAGUUCACAUUGGGAAAGCAACAGGUCUUUACAACACGUGAGUCGCACGUGCAACAAAUGGAAACCGACGCACCUGAGAUCAAAGUCAGCGUGGACGCAAAGUGACGACGCCUUAUCACACGAACGCUGGGAAGCGACAGCUUGAGAUACACGCAACGCCAGAGAAGGAAGAAUUCGGAUUUCAAAAACGACCAAUCAGCGCGUUUCCAAGAUGUUGUGACGUGGAAUAUUUUUCACCAAUCAGACUUGUCAUUGCUCCGAGAAUCGCGCCUAGUUUGAGUACAGUCUUGGAACAAAGGUGGUAUGACGUCAUGGACGAUGUACGUGGACAGCAGUCACGUGAUUCAGUCGAGGAGGACGAAACCUAUGACGUAGAGCGGUCGCUACGUGAUAGUUUGGAGUACCAGACUGAGUCAGGACGUUUCCUGAAAGAUUUCAUAUCAAAAGAAAACAAUAAAUUCUGGUCCAACUGCCUGUCUUUCUGGCAAGCGACGCGAGACUAUUCCGCUUGUUUCGAAAGUGGUCCCUUCUGUUCUGAAACUGUGAUUUUCAAGGCCAAGUGGAUAUACGAAAGAUUCUUAGCUCCAGGGAGCGUCUGUGAUAUCAACGUUUCGUCCAACGUCAGGAAAAUAUAGAAACAAUUGGAUCCGCCAUACGAAGAUCUGUUUGAUGACGUAGAUGAUCACGUGUUGACGUGCCUCAAAGAACCAUGGGAUAGUCUUUGCCGUGAUGAACGAAAAGAAUACGAAAUGAUACCAAAGAGUGAACAGUUGCGUUACAUUACGGUGAAAUUGAACGACAACAAUUCACGACGAAAAAUAUCUUUGUUAUCGAACGAAUUGGACGAUCAAGAAGGAAAAGAAAAUUUCGAAACGUUACCAGUCCCUCCGGACGGAGUGAGCUUUGAAAGUUUGAUGAAAGACAGAGAGGAACUUGAGGGAUUUCAGAGGUUUUUGGAGAAAAGAGAUCCCAAAGGUAAGAUGGAUUUAAUGGCGUGGACGGACAUGGAAACUUUUCAACGAAUGCCGAGAACUGUCCAAGAGAAACGAAACAAAAAAGCGAAGGAAAUAGGACACGCUUAUCUUAGUUCAAGAUACUUCUUUGGUCCAGACAGUCCAGCUACAAAGCAAGCUCAGAGCGUGAUAUUAUCAAUGAACGGUGCUCAUCGCAUCAAAGAACGUCCAUCAUCGUCCGUCAUUGUAGAAUGUCAGAAAUACGUACGAUGUCGUAUAGAACGACUGUGGUUAUUGAUGUAUAAGAAAAGCAAUGAGUACAAAGAAAGACAGAAUCCUAAACCAAAAAUAUCUGAUGUUGUUGAAGAUAUGAUGCUUAGGCGAAGAUUGCAGAAAAGUGAAGCUACAUGGAGGAUUCUCAAUAGUCGUUGGGUCUCCUCAUCACGUGAUAUAGUCGCAUUACGUCAGACGUUGAACAAUCCAGAGUUAUGUAUAGCGUUCAGGAAGUUUGUGGCGUUAAAAGGGGAGACUUACGAGAAUGAUAUUUUAUUUUGGAUCGAGAUACAGAAAUAUAAAGAUUUGUGUCAUCGUCACGCAUCUGAAGAUUGCGUCAGGAAAAAGGUUCAAGCAAUAACAGACUGCUUCAUUACGUCAUCCAUUCCACCCGAGUUGCAGGUUGACGUACCCAUCGAAAUGGCAGAAAAAUUAUUGGAGAGGAUCACGUGUAGAAACCCAAAUAUCGGGCCUUAUUUAUUCAGGGAGGUUCAGAUAACCGUUUUUCGCGUUCUCUUCAAUAUGUGGAAGGAAUACAUUAGUUUUCGUAAUUCAAUGGACGGCGACAACUUACUGGAGAUUUUAGAAGAACGACUGCAACGUCAUCGAGUGGAGACGAAGGCAAAGAGAGAUGCGCAGGAACGAAAGAAAAUAGCAAAAAUGGAAGCGGACAAGAAGAAAAAAGAAAAAGAAGAAAAAGAAAAACGAGAAUUGAGAUCAGUGGAUCAACUGGUGAAUUUAAUGGCUGACAGUAAUUCAACACAAUGGGAAGGCGACGAAAACGAUGUUUUGAUAUGGAAGUAUUCGCAACACAUUACGUCAGUUAUGGUAGAACUGACCAAUGAGAGGAGCGUUGGUACAAAAUCCACCAAUCAGAUUGCGCGCAGACUAAUAAGCGAAAAACCGACAUUGAAACAAUCGAAUACAAGUGCAUCGUAUACUUCACUUGCAAGGACAACGAACCAUUCAGAACGAAACGUGAAAAGACAAGAAAAUAUCUCGAACGAUGAUACGAGGCUACCUCAAGGAAGAAAAAGUAAACUUUCAAAGAACAGAGACAAAGAAAAAUCAAAGCAAGUAUUCACCAAUAACGAGUUGCUGUUGCUGCCUAAUGUACCUACGGAAAAUGCUCUAUCCAGGAGAUUAGACCCUGGGAAUAAAGGACGUCAUAGUUCGAAAUACGACGAUACUGAUUCCGUUGAAAACAUGAAGUUUAAAGUUCAAGAAACAAGAGAGAUGUCACGUGAUGGGGAACUGAGAUCUAAACUGCUGCAGAAAAAAAUCAGUAACAACAACAAACGACUUGGGUCACCUGUACCACUGACGUCACAGUUGCUAGAGGAUUUUACAAAUUCACCACAAGGUUCACCUCUAGAUAGAACUGUAUCAUUGGUGGAAAUUAACGGACCACAAGACAUCGCUUUAACUAAACUGGAUGAUGGCAAGGUUAAAGCAAUGCCAAAAAUUAUAACAAAGCAAACCACAUUUAAUGCAGUUUAGAAAGAGAGCUUUAAAACCUGAAGUUCUCAAAACAGAUGUCCCCAUUCCGAUGUCAUAGUCAAUUGAGAUUUUAAAAUAUGUGUGAAACCUCUCCACAGCCCAAAAUAUUCAAAUUUCCUUUUGGGGAUGACUUUAGACUUGUGAUAUCAACAUAUUUAUACCUUCAAAACUUCUUCAUAAACUAUGAACAAGACUAGAUCUUUCUUUAGACAAAAUUUGACAAACUUCAUAUAAAAAGCAUAUACUGUUUUUCCAACAAAUCUUUAUUACAUCACACUUAUAGAAAUUCAUCAAUAAACAUUGAGUAGUUCUCAAGAGAAAUAUUUAGAAACAUCAACAACACAUCCCAUCAUCACACAGUUUGAACUGAAAUCUAGAAAAAUGUAACAAAAAACUUUAGCAUUAACCAAACACCGGUGAUGUAAAAACUAAAAUUUCCUUAGGGAAGACUCAUAGUGAAGUAGAUCACAGUACAGCAUGUCAUGAUGUCAUCAUAUGACAUCAACGUUUACAACUCAUGAAUGAGGGGACACAAGGGGGCACAUAUUUUGGUGUGGGGAUGGGGUGUUGGACCCCUUCUUUUCUAAAAUUGAAAAGUUCCUACCGAUACUGUAAGAUGACAAAAAAGUCAACAAGUCUUUUUCUACAGAGUGAGUCCUUAUGUAAAAGUUUUUAAUAUUUCUGAUAUUUCUCAAAUAUGCCAAUGAAUUGUUCAUUGUUUGGUAUUACACUUUCAUCAAAGUUCAUUUACUACAGACCAAUGAUCAUAAGAGUAAAGAUUGUGCAAGAAUAUUUUAUGUAUUAAUUCAUACAAACCUAUUAAAUAACGCGACAGAAUUCA
Xenia sp. Carnegie-2017 is the source of this 3810-nucleotide messenger RNA. Its product is annotated as regulator of G-protein signaling 22-like. The record is from RefSeq and is a predicted model, not a curated record. Gene Ontology annotation, molecular function: G-protein alpha-subunit binding. Lineage: Eukaryota; Metazoa; Cnidaria; Anthozoa; Malacalcyonacea; Xeniidae. Gene Ontology annotation, biological process: regulation of signal transduction.